This is a messenger RNA of Gadus chalcogrammus (walleye pollock), 3345 nucleotides long. Its product is annotated as urea transporter 1. Gene Ontology annotation, molecular function: urea transmembrane transporter activity. NCBI's taxonomy places the organism in Eukaryota, Metazoa, Chordata, Actinopteri, Gadiformes, Gadidae. Gene Ontology annotation, biological process: urea transmembrane transport. The record is from RefSeq and is a predicted model, not a curated record. Gene Ontology annotation, cellular component: membrane. Bases 1 to 1206 code for a protein of 401 amino acids. The transcript is spliced from 8 exons.
AUGAAGGGGGACCACGGGGCCGGAGAAGGGGGCACCCAGUGCACCGUGCUGUGGACUGAGGGCCAGGGGGAGAAGGAGAAGGGCCAGGCCGGGGGCCCGCGGGCCGGGCUGCGGCCCCACGCGCUGUGGCGUCUGCUGGACUGCAGCGGGGACAUGGUGGGCCUGGACACGUACGUACGAGAGCGGCCGUUUGCCCUGCAGCUGGUGGUGUGGUUCCUCCGGGGGGUCUCCAGGGUCAUCCUGGCCAACAACCCGCUGAGCGGAGCUCUCAUCCUGGCCGCGCUCCUCUGGGCUUCCCCCUGGCAGGGCCUCCUGGGAGCAGUGGGUGUGCUGGCCUCCAUGCUCACAGCUGUCCUCAUAGGACAAGACGGCGCGGAGGUGACCGCUGGUCUCCAUGGUUAUAACGGCAUGCUGGUGUCCCUGUUGAUGGGCGUGUUCAGCUCGGCCGGGGACUGGUACUGGUGGCUGCUCCUGCCUGCGUGCCUGGGAGCAGCAGCAUGCACCUUCCUGUACAGCGGUCUGUCCCCGGUGUUGGACCGCUGGGACCUGCCCGUGGCCGUGUUCCCGUUCAACAUCGUCAUCGUCCUCUACCUGCUGGUUACCAGGCCGGACAACCCUUACUUCCCGCACUACCCUUCCCUGCCAGUGGGGGCGCUGCAGGCCAACGCCACAGAGCUCAACACAGCGCAGUUGCUCCAGGGAAUCUUCCUGGGCGUGGGGCAGAUCUUCGCCUGCGACUCCCUGGGGCCCUCCCUGCUCAUCCUGGGGGCCACGCUGCUCUACUCGCCCCUCCAGGCCCUGCACGCCGUCCUGGGCUCCGCAGCGGGGACGCUGGCCGGCCUCUCGGUGGCGGUGCGUCAUGGCAGCCUGUACUCCGGUCUCUCUGGGUUCAACGGGGCCCUGGGCUGCAUGUGUGUGGGGGGCCUCUUCUUCACUUUCAGCUGGAGGAGCCACCUGUUCGCCAUUGCCACUGCCUUCCUCUGUUCAUACGUUGACAUCGCCUUCAGCAAUCUCCUGGGGACGAUUGGUCUCCCAGCAUGCAGUUGGGCAGCGACUCUGGUAGUCACACUGAUGCUGUUGCUCACAGGCCGGGGCUUAGCCGCCUACCGCAUCCCCAUUGGCCAGGUCAGGAGCCCCGAACACAACCUGAGCUCACGCAGCCAAUGGAAAGCCGGCAACACGUCGGACCCGGAUAGCACCGUGUAGACUCCAGACACACACUCAUUGCAUACGUGUGUUUGUGUGUGUGUGUGUGUGUGUGUGUGUGUGUGUGUGUGUGUGUGUGUGUGUGUGUGUGUGUGUGUGUGUCUCAUUGGAAUGGACUAAAUACAACACAGCCCUAUCAUAUAAUUGCUUUGACAAUUUGAGUGUUAGUAGUGAGUUUUUUUUCUACAAAAUCCAAAAUUUGCCCUCAGCUUGGCAGUUAUCUCAGGAAAUACAGAAAACACUUACAAAUUAGUAAGGGUUUGUGGGUCAGUUGUUAGCACGGUCUAAGCUAUUCCCUUUGCAGUUUGCUAAUAUAAUAUUGCCAUCUAAUUAUCAUAUGAUGCAAAUUUUCAAUGCCCUCUGAAACAUACACAUAUUAAAUUGACUGUUAAGCGUCCAUAAUUGUUCGGAAAAAUGAUACUAAAAUUCAACAAAUUAAAAUAUUUACAAAUGACUUUUUCCAGAUAGUUUUUGUAUUUGUAAAUGAAAGCAGUGCAAUGUGGUCAUACAAAGGCGAAAAAGAAUCACCCCAAAAUAAAACCAGUUCCAUAAAAUGUUUUAAUGGUAAAACGUUUCCCCAACAUUUUAAAUGUAAACACAGCUUAAAUCCAGCAGUACAUCGAUUGCCUCACCUCAGUUGACCUACCCUGCAUAAUGUUCUAUAGCUAGAGCUCGACCACAACUCAAAACACACGAUAACGUCAAGCAGAGUGUGUGUGUGUGUGUGUGUGUGUGUGUGUGUGUGUGUGUGUGUGUGUGUGUGUGUGAAAACUGACAAGAUAUCUUUCUGAACAUAAAUCCUUUAAAGUGGUCAAGCUGGUGUCAUGGAGUCUGUUUGGAUGGAUCGUGGGUGUGUGAGAUUAUUUUAUAGUAAUGACAUGUCAUGUCAUUAAUAUUUAUUACAAUGUGUUUAGUUUUUUCUAAACGUUUUGGAUACACAACACAGACAUCUUCAGUUCCGUUUCUCGUUUCAUUUCACAAUAUUCAGAUAUUCUUAUGAAUAUUCAUGUCUUCUUAUGAAUAUUCACAUAAAAUGUAUAUUGCUGUGACUUCUUCUUUCACAGUGCUUUCUGUUUCCCAUUUUGUUACCGUCAUUUUUGUUUGUUUUCAUUUUAGCACAUUUCCCCUAUUCCUAAAAUAACUACUUCAAUUAUAAAACAAAUCUACUGCCAUAAUCACUGUCUACAUAUCAAUGGGUGGACAAACAUCCUGGUUUUGUAACAAAGACUAGAACAUGCAUUUGCCUCUAGGGUUGUGUUUGGUUUUUUCCUAACAACAACAACAUCAACAGACAGACAGACAGCGGCCAGAAGGGACAUAUUCGUCAUUAAUUAUCAACUAUUAAUUAAGUGGCUUUCUGUCCAAGAUUGAUCUAGCAAUGGCAAUUCUUAAAAGGAAAUCAGUACAAAUACAAUCGAUUACACAAUUAAUCAUUUUUUUUCAUUGGUGAAUUACAAAAAAUGAACAUUCUUUAGUUUAGUUUCACUUUCAGUUCAGCUCAUCUGAUCAAUGACAGCUUGUGCUUAUUUUUUUGAUCAAGUGUGUUUGUGUAUGUGUGUAUAUGCGCGUCUUUGUGUGUGUGUGUGUGUGUGUGUGUGUGUGACAGACACACAGACAAGGCUUUAGUGCUGUUGGCCUACACACUGCAUGUGUUGCAAAGGCAUCUUUAUAAAAUGCUGAUUUUAGGAUUAUGUGUGUACAUGGCUCAUGUCUCAUGUCUCAUUAUUGCCCGCAUGUCAUAACAAUCUUAAGUACAUAUUUUGGCUCUUCUUCAAUCCAUUGAAUGACACCAGUAAGCCUCUGAUGGCCAUCUCCCCUACACUUUCUUUUAUAGUCGACACGGCGAGUCGAUCUGUCCUCACUAGGUCAUGAAGCUUAACAUUUUUGGUGGUCUUCAAUGCACUGAAAAUACGUGUCAACGAAUCCAAUGGCAUACUUGGCUUCCAUCAUGGUGAAAGGGCCCCGAGAUGUGACUGACUAGUCCCUUUGGUGUGUCUGAAAUAAUGCACUUACCUAAGCCCUCAUUGCCCUUGCGGUGGUGCGCAUAUAAAUAAUAAAUGGGAAUAGUUUAAUAUGAAUGACAAAUAACAAUGCUAACAUUGUUUCUUUUGCUUUCUUUGUUUAGCAUUGGCCUUCUUU